AUGACGCGCAAGGACCCCAACGUGGGGGUCAACCCGGACGAGGUCGUCGCACUGGGCGCGGCCGUGCAGGCGGGCGUGCUGGCUGGCGAGGUGUCAGACAUAGUGCUGCUGGACGUCACCCCGCUGUCACUCGGCCUGGAGACACUCGGCGGCGUCAUGACUAAGCUCAUCCCCCGCAACACGACACUCCCAACCUCCAAGAGCGAGGUGUUCUCCACCGCGGCGGACGGCCAGACCAGCGUCGAGAUCAACGUGCUGCAGGGCGAGCGCGAGUUUGCGCGCGACAACAAGAGCCUCGGAAACUUCCGCCUGGACGGCAUCCCGCCGGCGGCGCGCGGCAUACCGCAGAUCGAGGUCAAGUUUGACAUUGAUGCCAACGGCAUCCUGUCCGUGACCGCCACCGACAAGGGCACCGGCAAGAAGCAGGACAUCAAGAUCACGGGGGCGUCCACCCUGGGCAAGGACGAGGUGGAGAAGAUGGUCGGGGAGGCAGACAGGUUUGCUGCUGAGGACAAGAAGAAGCGCGAGGCGGUGGACGCCAAGAACAGCGCGGAGAGCCUGGUCUACCAGUCCGAGAAGCAGCUCAAGGAAUUCGCAGACAAGUCGCUGAAUGUACAAUCAGGGGGCGGGGCUCUAUGCCCGUACCCAGCGCUGCGGGACGCCGGGCCUGCGGCUGAAAGCUGCUUGUCUGGGUGA
This is a messenger RNA of Monoraphidium neglectum, 696 nucleotides long. RefSeq lists its product as hypothetical. Gene Ontology annotation, molecular function: ATP hydrolysis activity; ATP binding; misfolded protein binding. Gene Ontology annotation, biological process: protein refolding; cellular response to unfolded protein. The coding region runs from base 1 to 696 and encodes 231 amino acids. Lineage: Eukaryota; Viridiplantae; Chlorophyta; Chlorophyceae; Sphaeropleales; Selenastraceae. Gene Ontology annotation, cellular component: cytoplasm; chloroplast. The transcript is spliced from 6 exons. The record is from RefSeq and is a predicted model, not a curated record.